AUGCCCCACGCAGAGAGAGAUACAAUGGGUGAGCCUCUGGUCAACGGCGAAAAGCCUCAUUCUCAGUUCAUCUCGCACCUUGCCUCCUACCCAGUGGUAUCCGAUUCCAUCACCACCUUCAAAAACAAUAAAUACGGCGCCACCUCCAUCAAAUACGCCGAUCAAGGCUACGAGCGUCUCGCAAAGCCCUUCCUCCCGUACCUCUCCACACCCUACGCCUAUGUCGCACCCUACGUCGCCAAAGCCGACUCUCUUGGCGACCAGGGCCUAAGCAAAGUCGACGAACGGUUCCCCAUCGUCAAGGAAGACACCGAAAAGAUCAAAAACACCAUUGUCGACACGGCCUUCUUCCCUCUCCGUCUUGCCGGGGAUGCACGCAAACAUGUCUUUGAUACCUACGGCGCAGAGUAUAAGAAGUGUGGUGGCGAUGGGUAUGUGGCUAGUGGAAAGGCUGUGAUCACCACGGGGCUGGUAAUUUCGCAGGAGUCAUUGGGCUGGUUGAGUGAAUUUCUGGCAGACAAGAAGGAGCGGACCAAGGAGGUGGUUAAUGAGAAGGUCAACCAUUAA
Molecule: messenger RNA, 567 nt
Organism: Talaromyces amestolkiae
Lineage: Eukaryota; Fungi; Ascomycota; Eurotiomycetes; Eurotiales; Trichocomaceae
Exons: 2
Coding region: 1-567 (188 amino acids)
Source: RefSeq, a predicted model, not a curated record